CGUCAUCAUUCAGUCUCGUUUAGGAGAGCAACCCGAGAGCAUCGUUCGCUCCCGUUGUUGCUGCUAGCAGCGCGAUCGCAUCGCUGAUUGGUUGAUUCGAAAUUGCGCGCGCGUGUGCCCGAUCGUGAAUCCGUGAACGUGAUCCGUUCAAGCGCUAUCUGUCGAGUGUGGAGUGUGAAACCGAAAUGUGCCCUGGAAUUUUCGAAAUAUUUGCGGUUUUCCACCGGAACAUUGCGAUGACUAAUUAGGAAGCAGUCGGGAGAGAAAUUCCAUCGCAUCGCACCUAGAACAGUACCCAUUGCGCCGCGUUUGAGAACAGGAAUAUCAGUGUUUGUUGAAGAUCAUCAAUCCACGGAAACCGGUUCCCGGUCCAGUCAGCAGCCAGUUAGUUAGUCGGCGAGCGAGCGAGUGAGCAAGCGCAACGUGUCGUCGACGACGACGAGUUGUUGUCAUCGAUCGCGACGCGACGCGACACCGUCAUUUGCAUUUAGGUAGACACCAGGCGCAUCCGACUGUCGUCACCACCCCGUCACCCGUGUGUAUUUGCAUCCGCGAACGAGUGUGGGUAGUGUGCAGUGUAGUUCCGGUUUCGGAUGAAUCGGGGGUGAAUUUAACCCUUUAUAAGGCGAUGGAAACUUGAUCGUCGGCAUUUGUUGUGAUAAAUGAUAAACUAAUAGCCAUUCCUUUUACUUCUGGUUCUGCAUGCCACGCUCAAGUUUCCUCCGACCUUAUAAGGGGUUAAUGCUGCGCAGCUCACAACUCAAUCAAAGUUUAGUGACCACAGCAGUAGCAUCAGCAGCAGCAGCAGCAGCUGAUCAACAAGUGUGAAAUUGCGUGUAUAAUCGAUUGGCCGAAAUAGCGUUCCCAAGCAGAAGUAUAAGAUGUACCGGCCGGUACGUUCUAUUGUUGUCGCCGUUUGCGGGCUAUUUGCAUUUUCCGGCGGCGGCGGCGGCGGCGGCGGCGGCGGUGCGUUCGAAGUUUCCCGUACUCUGGCAGAGGACCCAUCCGAGAAAGGUGACAAUUGUCUAGACUUAAACGGCUCACUAGGCACUUGCACCUUACCCAACGAGUGUCCCUGGUUCGUUCAGAACGUGAUCCGCGUGAAACGGAUCUCUUACGUCGACGUUCCAAAGUGUGGCUUCACACGAGAUGACGAGCUAAUUUGCUGCCCUAAGGAAGACGAUUUAAGCAGAUUAGGAUCGAACGGCGACCAGCCGCAGAGGAAAGCUGCCCAGGCAUGUCGGAAUUUCCAACGCGGAAUCUCGUACAUCGCACAGCACAUCAUAGAGGGGGUCGAGGCCGAUGACGGAGAGGUACCAUUCAUCGCGGCAUUGGGGUACAGCACGUCGGAAGCUGGCCGGAAGUAUGCCUGGGGCUGCGGAUCAAGCUGGAUUGCGAAAAAGUUCCUCCUGACGGCCGCGCAUUGCGUGAGGGCCAAUCAAAGACCGAUCGUUGCCCGGAUGGGCACACUGAACUUGGAGGCCAACGACGACCGGCAUGUUCAGGAUUCGGAGCUGAAGAAAUUUUAUCCACAUCCGAGCUAUACGUCCAAGAGCAAAUAUCACGAUAUCGCACUGAUCGAGUUGGUCACAGCUUUCACGUUCGAUCAAAACGUCAAUAUGAUCUGUUUGCACACGGACACGCAAGACAUGAUUCCAACACACGUUUUGAAAGCAUCCGGAUGGGGUUUGACAGACACUGACAAGUCCCGUUCGGACAUACUGCUCCGGGUGGACCUUAGCACGCAACCGUUGGCCCAAUGUGCGCAGCAGUAUCAGUCACAGGUGGGAGAUGCCAACGGCCGACUGGCCUCCGGGGUCAUCGAACAGCAGUACUGCGCCAUUGGGAAACGUCACGCGUCCGGAAAACGAGGAGAUUCUUGCGUUGGAGACUCGGGAGGUCCGCUGUACUACGCGGACAACCGCGCCGAUCGGUUCUUCCUUGUGGGAAUCACCUCGUUUGGACUGGGCUGUGGAGACUCUGCCAGCAUUUACACCCGGGUGGCGUCCUAUCUGGACUGGAUCGAGCCGAUCGUGUGGCCCGAUGAAGCGUCUCUGCAGCAAUGAGUAAUUAAAGUGGAUGGAAUAUUUAAAUCGCUAUGCAAAUGUCUUUUUUUAUUGUCAUUCUUCGGCGUAUGUUGACUAUUACACGGAAAACCUGUUUCUCUUUGAA
Molecule: messenger RNA, 2172 nt
Organism: Aedes albopictus (Asian tiger mosquito)
Lineage: Eukaryota; Metazoa; Arthropoda; Insecta; Diptera; Culicidae
Product: serine protease persephone
Exons: 6
Coding region: 882-2066 (394 amino acids)
Biological process (GO): proteolysis
Molecular function (GO): serine-type endopeptidase activity
Source: RefSeq, a predicted model, not a curated record